Molecule: messenger RNA, 3922 nt
Organism: Ornithorhynchus anatinus (platypus)
Lineage: Eukaryota; Metazoa; Chordata; Mammalia; Monotremata; Ornithorhynchidae
Gene: ENPEP
Product: glutamyl aminopeptidase
Exons: 20
Coding region: 253-3069 (938 amino acids)
Biological process (GO): proteolysis; peptide catabolic process
Cellular component (GO): cytoplasm
Molecular function (GO): zinc ion binding; metalloaminopeptidase activity; peptide binding
Source: RefSeq, a predicted model, not a curated record
UUCUUCUUUGUCAGACUCCACUGUCCUCCCCUACAGCUCCACUCCUCUCGUUUGGCCACUUUUUCCCUCCGGUCUAGCAGCAUUCAUUAAUGAGUGCCUGUUAGGAAUGUGAGGAGAGAGGAAGCAGUAGGAAGAGAGAGAGGUGAGGAAGCAGGGACAAGCGAGAUCCAGACCGUCAGUCCAGAGAAGUUUGUCUGCGUUAAGUGAAGCCAGAGCUGUUCUUUUUCGAAUGAUUCGAAGUUGGCUUCGGGGAUGAGAAUGAGAGAUAUGGAUUUCGAGGAAAAAGAUUCGGGAAGGUACUGCAUAAGGAUCAAGCAUGUGGCAAUCAUCUGUGCUACAGUAGUUGCUGUGGGAUUGAUAGUAGGACUCUCAGUGGGACUGACCAGAUCGUGCAACACUGAGGAGGAUUCGGGGCAGACUCCGCCACCACCUACCAUGAUUCCUCCCCCGGAGAAUGGACCCUGUCCGGCUAGUACCGACGAGAAUGGACAAUGGAGUGAUUUCAGACUACCCGCUUAUAUCACCCCUGUGCACUACGAUCUGGAGAUCCAGACGGACAUGAAAAGUGAUACUUACACAGGGUCGGUCUCUAUCUCCAUCAACGUGUCUCAAGCUACCAAGCAUCUGUGGCUUCACAUCCGAGAAACCAGGGUCACCGAGCGACCGACCCUGCGGUCCUCCUCCGGGCAGCCUGUGGCUCUGGAGAAGUGCUUCGAAUACAAAAAGCAGGAGUACGUGGUGAUCGAGGCCAGAGACACUCUAGAUCCCAGUUCCUAUCUUCUCACGCUGAAGUUUGUGGGCUGGCUGAACGGCUCCCUCGUGGGCUUCUAUAGGACUACCUACGUCGAGAAUAAUACCACCAAGAGCAUAGCGGCAACUGAUCAUGAGCCAACAGACGCACGAAAAUCCUUCCCAUGUUUUGAUGAGCCCAACAAAAAGGCAACAUACAACAUAUCUAUUGUCCACCCACCUUCAUACAGUGCACUUUCAAACAUGCCAGUGGAGAAAAUCGAGGAUAUUGAUGCAGCCUGGAAAAGAACAGUUUUUAAGAAAUCAGUCCCGAUGAGCACUUACUUGGUAUGCUUCGCUGUACAUCAGUUUGACUUCAUAGAGAGGAAAUCAUCUUCAGGAAAACCUCUCAGGAUCUAUGCCCAGAAACAGCAAUUAAAUACAGCGGAAUAUGCUGCCAAUGUAACAAAAAUUGUAUUUGACCAUUUUGAAAGCUACUUUGGUAUGGAGUACGCCCUUCCCAAAUUAGAUAAAAUAGCUAUUCCAGAUUUUGGCACCGGGGCCAUGGAAAACUGGGGACUGAUCACUUACCGAGAGACCAACCUGCUUUACGAUCCCAAUGAAUCUGCCUCUUCCAACAAGCAGAGGGUAGCGGCGGUAGUGGCCCAUGAACUUGUGCAUCAGUGGUUUGGAAAUACCGUGACCAUGGACUGGUGGGAAGAUCUGUGGCUGAACGAAGGAUUUGCCUCCUUCUUUGAGUUCCUGGGAGUGAAUGCCACAGAAAAAGAUUGGAAUAUGCUUGAACAGAUGUUACUAGAUGAUGUCUUGCCUGUGCAAGAAGAUGACUCUUUGCUAUCUUCUCACCCGAUUGUUGUGUCCGUGUCAACCCCUGCAGAAAUAACAUCGGUAUUUGAUGGCAUAUCCUACAGUAAGGGAGCAUCAAUUCUCCGAAUGCUUGAAGAUUGGAUAACACCAGAGAAGUUUCAAAUUGGAUGUCAGAACUACCUGAAGAAAUACAAAUUCCAGAAUGCAAAAACAGAUGAUUUUUGGAGAGAACUAGCAGAGGCAGGUAAUAAGCCAGUGAAGGAGGUAAUGGACACCUGGACCAGGCAGAUGGGAUAUCCUGUGAUUACUGUGGAACUCAGUACCAAAAUCAAACAGAGUCGUUUCCUUCUAGACCCCAAAGCAGAUCCUACGCAACCACCUUCUGACUUAAAAUACACAUGGAACAUCCCAAUUAAAUGGAGUACUAGUGGCACAACAGAUACAGUACUCUACAAUAGGACAGAAAAUUCAGGAAUCUCUUUGGGACCCCCUGGUAUAAGUGAUUUUCUGAAGAUAAACCCAAAUCAUAUAGGGUUUUAUCGUGUCAAUUAUGAAAAUUCAGCUUGGGAUGCAUUAGCAAGAAAUCUCUCGAAUAACCACAAGGAGUUCACUCCUAGUGACAGAGCGAGUUUUGUUGAUGAUGCCUUUGCUCUGGCAAGGGGUAAACUUUUGAGUUACAGUGUUGCUCUCAACCUGACUAAAUAUCUGCAGAGUGAAGAAGAUUAUUUACCCUGGCACAGAGUCAUUGCUUCGAUAUCCUACCUCACCAGCAUGCUAGAAGAUGACAAAGAUGUCUAUCCCCGGCUGGAGAAAUACUUCAAGGAGCAAGUGAAACCCAUUGCCGACCGCCUGGGAUGGGAAGAUAGAGGAUCACAUCUGAAUAAGCUCCUUCGGGCAUCAGUCCUAGGCCUCGCAUGCAAGAUGGGCGAUGAAGAAGCUUUGCAAAAUGCUUCUAGCUUAUUUGAGAAGUGGCUCACAGGUAUAAGCCAACCCGUAAAUCUCCGGCUCCUGGUUUAUCGUUAUGGCAUGCAGAAUAGUGGCAAUGAAACAUCCUGGAACUACAUGCUUGAGAAAUACAAGCAAACUACAUUAGCUCAAGAAAAAGAAAAGCUGCUUUAUGGGCUAGCAUCAGUGAAGAAUGUUACCCUUUUGUCAAGGUACCUGGAUUACCUCACCGACACCAGCAUUAUUAAAAGUCAAGAUGUGUUUACAGUCAUUCGGUAUAUCUCAUAUAACACCUACGGCAAGGUUAUGGCUUGGGAUUGGGUGCGACUCAAUUGGGACUACCUGGUCAAAAGAUAUACGCUCAACGACAGAAACUUGGGCCGCAUAAUAACCAUAGCAGAACCAUUCAACACCGAAGUCCAGCUCUGGCAGAUGGAGAGCUUCUUCAAGAAAUACCCAGAAGCUGGGGCAGGAGAAUCCCCUAGAAAGCAAACUCUUGAAACAGUGAAAAACAAUAUAGAGUGGCUGAAACAACACAGAGAUGAGAUAGACGCAUGGCUGCCUUCUUAAAUUUUCCAGUGGGUAAAGCCAAAAUAGUUGCUCAUAGGCCCCUCUUUGGAAGGAGGUGUAAAUUCAGAUGAGUGGGACUUCCAAAAUGAUUGGAAACACAAGGAAAUCACCCUGGGCUCUAGUUUGCCACCCUUUGGCCUCUCCCUUCCAUUUGAAUUUACAACCCAUUCAGCAUAGAAAUAAAUCAAGCUCCCUUCACAUACUUCAGUUGGAUGAAUUUGUUGUUCUUUUUAAAAUAUUUGGGAGUUUGACUUGCAAGUUCUGUGUGAGGAGAGUUAGAAGCACAAAUACUCUUGUUUGCUAGAUGGUUUGUGUUUGUUUGCUCCUCACUCAAAAAGCUUUAAACCUGUUCCUCUUUGUUUAUGCAUAAAAGAUACCCACCAGAGUAUUUAAUACACUCAGGGAUCCCAUCUAAGUGUACUUUAGAGAAAAUCCUUUCCAAGGGAAGGGAAUAUGAUAAUUUCAUUUCAGUGGGCUUUCAAUAUCGUUCCUUAUAUCUUAAACCUGUGAAAAUAUAACAUUUUGAUUUUAGCUUUACUUUCCUAGUACCCAAGAAACACCUCUUAAUCUUCUCUCUUGAUUGAUUUUUAAAAUUUAAAUACCAGUACUUGAAGGACCAAUAUCAUCACCUUAAUCUUUAUUUUAUUAUUCAGAAUUCUUCAAGCCUAAUAUCAUUUUAUUCAUAUUUGUUUUACUACUUUAAAUCCUGUCAGAGUAACAGGAGUUUAAGUCUUACUCAGCGAUUGUAUGAAUUAGCCAGAGCAAUGGGCUAACUUUUCUUUGCUUUCAUAAAAUCAACAAGAUAACUCUCCCUUCCUUUUUCAAAUAAAUUUGAAAAUUUUCCUUUGUAAAA